Messenger RNA from Trypanosoma grayi, 1350 nucleotides. Its product is annotated as putative endo-beta-N-acetylglucosaminidase. The record is from RefSeq and is a predicted model, not a curated record. The transcript has a single exon. Gene Ontology annotation, molecular function: O-acetyltransferase activity. NCBI's taxonomy places the organism in Eukaryota, Euglenozoa, Kinetoplastea, Trypanosomatida, Trypanosomatidae. Bases 1 to 1350 code for a protein of 449 amino acids.
AUGAGCUUGUUGGGGAAGGGGGGACGGUCUCGGAAGGGGCGGGCCGCUCUUCCUCUUACAUUUGUUGCCGUGGUAAUACUCGCCGUGCUACUACUGGUGCUUCUCUUACUACCAUGGCGUGACACAAGACAGUUGGAAGAUAGCGCGGAACUAGAAAUCCGCCCAACCCUGCCCAUCCUCAGUGCGCCUCGGGUGGAGUUGGGUCCGCCGUACGACCCGCUGCUGCAAGAAGAAAUUCUGAACGUCAUUCCAGACAACGUCACACACUUCAUAUCACCGGUUGGGCCGCGCGAGGGCCAGGAGUCACCACAUUUUGAUUAUGGUGAUGGACCAUCUCGUUAUCGCAACCCGUAUCGCCCCAUGCACCGCACCAAACGCCCCUGUGAUGGCCGCCUUUAUACAGACGGCAGGUGGGUGUAUAACAGCAGUCGAAGGCCCUUGUACGAGUCUCGUGGAAAGGUAUUGGGGUGCUGCGAGCACGGCUUCAGAAAAGAGUUCGGCAUGGAUGCUAUUCGAAGGGAGACGCAGUACGAGUGGAUACCAAACACGUGUGAAUUAUUCCCUUGGAAUGAGGAACUCUUUUGUCGCUCCCUCCGCGGCCGCAGUGUCAUGAUGGUAGGUGACAGCCUUAGCGAUCACUGGCAUGCCUCGCUGUUCUAUCUUCUUGGUGGGAAAGGUGAUAUUUAUGAGCAAGAGGGAACUUCGCGUCAGCGGCAUCGUUGUAGGGGUCAUCCCAUCUGCCAGAAGUAUUAUCCAGAGCGUGAGAUGAAUCCGAUUCGGCUCCUGUUCCUCACCAACCAGUUCCUCGAAACGGGUUAUCACGCCUUCCGAAACUUUUUGUGGUGGAAAGACAUUCACCGCUACCCUAUCCUCAUCCUGAACUCCGGCUCCUGGAUGGUGCGGCCAGAAAAUGAGAGGCAGCACGUGUCGGACAGGCGUUAUUAUGCCCUUAUGCGGCGAGCGGCCAGUAUUAUUCGUCGUCUUUACAAGGGUACUCUUAUUUGGCGGACGAGCUUUCGUGGACAUCCCUUUUGCUGGAAAUAUAGCAAGCCGCUCACGGUGCCGCUUCGGCCGGAAGAGUACAAUGUUGGGAUCUACAAGAGGUAUCGAUGGUACGCCAUACCCGCGAGGAACGCCUACACAACAGCGCUCUGGAAGGACAUGGGGGCACACAUCCUCGAUGUUGCACUCAUGACAGACCUCAUGCCACUUGGGCACAUGGGUAAGUAUCAUCCCAAGUAUGAGGUGAUGAAUGCGACAGAUUGUUUGCAUUACUGCUCCCCUGGCGCAACAUAUGAUCAAUGGAGUGUGCUGCUCAUGAAUCUUCUUUUGGGGAACAUUGUGGAUUAG